AUGUCGCUGGCUCUGCCAGGGGAUGAGUCGCUGGCGCUGCCCUUCCGGCGCUCGGGGAGUGAGUCGCUGCAACUUCCCGGGCGGCGCCGUUCAGGGGAUGGGUCGCAGUCGGUCUCAGUUGCUGGGCGGCGCGGCCGGCGCCUCAGCGCCUCCCGUGAGCCCUGGGAGGAGAUGUCCAUGGCCCUCUUCCGGCGUUUAGACCCCACCUCCACUGGCAUGGUGCACCAGGAUCAGUUGCAGAGCAUCUGGCCCACCUUGACGCAGCACGUAGAGGGCGUUCCGCGCGAGCUCAAAGCGCAGCGGCGGCAGCGCAGUGUCCAGGUCUCGACUGCGGAGUGGCAGUCCCUUAUGGCGGCCCUCUGUGCAGUGGUAGGGACCCGCCGCUUCAAGUCCAGCAUGCGCCGGGCAGACGUCGUCAUCUCGAAAAGCUUUCCGUCGCAGAAGCCCUCCUCUGCCGGCAGCGUGCAAAAGUCCUGUGCUCCGACUGUGCGGGUGGAGACACCUCCGGAGGAUACCGCCUGUAGAGGUGUUCGAUCAGCCACCGAGGUCGGUGGCCCGCCCGCUCCGCCGUCACCGUCGGCCAAGCCGCAGGCUGGCGGCCCGCCUUCUUUGCCGCCCUCGCCGGCCAAGUCGCAGGCCCAGGCGUCGGUGGCUUCGGAGAUGGCCAAGGAGGUGGCUGCCCCUACCUCGCCGUUGGAGCAUGAGGCUGGUGCCACGCCCACGCCGCUGUCACCAACGGCCAACUCACAGGCUGGCGGUUCGCCUUCUCUGCCGCCAUCGCCGUCGGCCAAUUCACGGGCUGGCAGGGUGUCGCCGUCGGCCAGAUCACAGGCUGGCGGCUCGCCUUCUCUGCCGGCAUCGCCAUCGGCCAAUUCACGGGCUGGCGGCAUGGUGUCGCCGUCGGCCAGAUCACAGGCUGGCGGUUCGCCUUCUGUGCCGCCAUCGCCGUCGGCCAAUUCACGGGCUGGCAUGGUGUCGCCCUCGGCCAGAUCACAGGCUGGCGGCUCGCCUUCUCUGCCGGCAUCGCCAUCGGCCAACUCACGGGCUGGCGGCAUGGUGUCGCCGUCGGCCAGAUCACAGGCUGGCGGUUCGCCUUCUGUGCCGCCAUCGCCGUCGGCCAAUUCACGGGCUGGCAGCAAGCAUGCCCUGCGGUCGCCAUCGGCUAAGUCGCAGGCUGGCACGCCCACGCCACUGUCGCCGUCGGCCAAGUCGCAGGCCAGUGGCCGGUCGGUACCGCCAUCGCCGUCGGCCAAGUCACAGGUUGGCGGCUCGCCUUCUUUGCCGCCCUCGCCAUCGGCCAGGUCUCAUGCCCAGGCGUCGGCGGUUUCGGAGAUGGCCAACGAGGCAGCCUUCGAAGCUGUUCCAGCAACUGAGGCGGGCGGCCCGCCUUCUUUGCCGCCCUCGCCAGCGAGGUCGCAGGCCCAGGCAUCGGCGGCUUCGGAGAUGGCCAAGGAGGAGGCGGGCUCCAGCGACUUCCCAGCGGCCAUCGAGGCGCCGCUGCCUCUGUCCCUGGCGGAGGAGGAGGAAGCCGAGGAGGCGGCUGAGGGCACCAACGAGGCGAUUGCGCUCCUGCCUUCUCCCAAGUCGGAGGCCGCCACCGUCACCCAGAUUGCGGAACUGCCCUCCGCAGACGAAGCAGAGGCCGAUGCCUUCGCGCGCCGCUUCCGGCAGCUGCGGGCGGAGCAGGAGGCUGAGCAGCAGAGGUCGGCAGCGACCAGCAGCUUGUCCAAGUUGCUCAACGACGACUCGCAAGAGCAGCUGGAGGACGACAAGGGUCACGAAGUGAUGGGUGUGAACGCGCGCAUCCUCCAGGAGGUUCGGGCAUCCCCGGCUGGCCCAGACGACCUGGAGCACGUGGAGUUCAAUCUGGGCGAGCCUGCGCAGCAGCGUAAGCGGCAGGUCUGGGAUCACCGAGGGAACUCGGUGCUCUCUUGGAAUGAGGACUUGGACGAGGUCACGGCAACGAGAUCCAGCGCAGCGCGCGAGUACAGGCAGGAUGCCCAGGCAUCCGAGUCGCAAGCUCUUGGCAGUCGGGACCUUACCCGCUCCAUGGGCUCGGGCCAGAGCUCUCAAGGCUCUGUCCGCCUCCCGAAGAUCGACUCCAAGCUGUCGCGUGCGAAUUCAGCUCCCUCUGGCAUACGCCUCGAGGAUAGUUUCGAGGACUCGUUCCCUCUGAAAGACUCCAUCCAGAGCGCUCUGGAGAGCAGCAGCGUGCAGGCACUGCGAGAGCGCCUCCGCAGUGAGAUGACCCUCCACCAGCAGACGCGGGCACAUGCGCAGGAUCUGGAGCGACGCCUGCAGCUGGCGACGUCCAGAAAGAGAGACUUACGGGCUGCCUCGGACGACAAGCCUCGCUUCGGAGUCGCCUCGGGUGGACCCUACGCGGCUAAGGCUGCCAAAACAGAAAAGGAGAAGAGGAGCAUCGUGCUGCCGCCGCUGCGCAGCCCAAAGCCCUCAGCGCCGGCGCGGCGUGCAGGAGAUCCCGUGGGUCCCGUCGUACAGGAUAUGCUGAGAGAAGAGCACAUGUCAACACUGUCGCGACAGGAGCAGUCACGAACGCGCUUACAGGCCUUUGGCAAGCUGGGCCACGCAGGCCUUAGCACUUGGGACGUGCGGCUCGAGGAGAAGGUUUCCCGCUUCCAGGACAUGCGAGCUUUCUCCGAGUCGAUGUGGAACUCCUUCUACGAUUGGAACGCUCAGUACCAGACGCCAGGGUGA
Molecule: messenger RNA, 2718 nt
Organism: Symbiodinium natans
Lineage: Eukaryota; Dinophyceae; Suessiales; Symbiodiniaceae
Source: the annotation of a GenBank genome assembly